AGGGCUACAGCUCAUCGGAGAAUCCCUCAAGUCCCAGUUUACCCAGCACGCAGCAUCCUCGAAGUCGGCAUAGUUUUGUCCAAGAACACUUCCAGGCUCAAUACAGGUCUUCUCUGACAUGCCCUCACUGCCUUAAACAAAGCAACACAUUUGACCCAUUUUUAUGCAUCUCUCUCCCCAUUCCUCUUCGACAAACCAGGCCGAUGUUUGUGACAUUGGUGUUCAAUGCAAAGAGUCAUAGGUAUCUGCGGGUGGGGCUUGCUGUGCCGCUUUUCGGAUCUGUAUCCUCCCUGAGAUCUAUGGUAGCAACAGAGGGCAACAUCUCACCUGAUCAGGUCAUCCUGUCAGAGCUGUACUCCACUGGUUUCAAGCGCUCUUUCUCAGAUAAUCAUGACUUGACCACGAUUGCUGAAAGUGAUGUCGUCUACGCCUUCCAGGCUCCUCCUCAUUGUAGUCGUGGAGGAUCUUUGCCACACUCAGGGUAUCACCACAGCCUCCCAUCCUCACCUUACACCUCCACUGUAGGACCUGAUGUUCAGAGGUUACCUCCCCUUUCGUCUGAGUAUCUGAACCAGAGCAGCUCCUCAAGAGUCCUCCUCCUCAUGUGCAACACAGCUGGAUCUGGCCAGCUGGCUGCGAGAUUUGGGCCUCCGUUUCUCAUGCUUGAAGACAGGAAUAUUUCCUGGGACCAACUGCAUCAGAGCAUCCUUAGCAAGCUCUAUUAUCUAAUGCAGAAUGGAUCUCAGGCUGAGAAUGCCAAUGCCCAGUUUAAGAUCAGAGUGGUGGGGGGAUCUGCAGUCUACAGCUACCUGUCCCCGCAGGACAGCAGGCCACUGUACCACCCAGCAGUUGAUAGAGCUUUGAAUUUCUGCGGCCCCGGGGAGUCUCCCCAUGUAAAACUUGUCAUCGAGUGGGAAUACAGCUCUAAAGAAUGUUUGUUUGGCAGCAUCCAGGAGGAGGUGGUGAAGGAUGCAGAGAGUGUGAGGAACCAGCAGCAACAACAUCUUCAGCAGCACAGCUGUACCUUGGACGAGUGCUUCCAGUUAUAUACCAAAGAAGAACAGCUAGACCCAGAUGAUGCCUGGAAAUGUCCCCACUGUAAGAAGCUUCAGCAGGGCAUGUUAAAGAUGAGUCUGUGGACACUGCCUGACAUCCUUAUCCUCCACCUCAAGCGCUUCCGACAGGUCGGCGAAAGAAGAAACAAGCUGUCAACCCUUGUACGAUUUCCUCUUACUGGUUUGGACAUGGCUCCCCAUGUAGUGAAGAGAAGUCAGAGUGUGAAGAACCUGCACCUGGGACAGUCAUUGAAUUCCCGCAGACAAUCCUCAGGCUACCAGUCUGCUGACAUGAUCCUGCCUCACGAUUAUCUAUAUGACCUCUAUGCUGUGUGCAAUCAUCAUGGAGGAAUGCAUGGAGGACAUUAUACUGCUUACUGUAGGAAUUCAGUGGAUGGCCAGUGGUACAGCUAUGAUGACAGCAGUGUUGACCUGGUGCCAGAGGACGAAGUAAUUACCAGAGGUGCUUAUAUCCUUUUCUACCAGAGACGAAACACCAUUCCUCCGUGGUCAGCCAGCAGCUCUAUCCGAGGCUCUACAAGUUCAUCAGUGUCAGACCACUGGCUAAUUAGGCUGACGGGAGACAGCAAGAGAGGCAGUUUGGUGUCUCACUCCUCCACCAUCUGCCCACCUUCCCAGCCUGACUCUCCAGAGUCCCCAGUCUUCGAUGACAACGGCUUUAAAGAGGGAAGGGGGGAUGAGAGCAAAAGCAAGCCAUUUGUCAGGGGUCUUAAGGGGCGUAGUGUAAGCAUGAAAGCUCCCAGCAAGACCAAAGAUUCCCUGAGCAAAGUUCUUCCUCUGCGCUGGUCCUUUGGUUCCAAGGACAGACGAAAAUCUGACCAGGUCCCUUCCCAGGUCCAGGAUCCGGCUCCUGUGGAGCUGGUUGAAUACUUGGAAUCCGGCCGUCGACCCCGGUGCACAAAAGAUUCUAUAGUCAAACUGAUGAACGAGCCACGUGGCACAAAGGAGCCAGCUGAGAGCCGUUCUACUAACACUGUUCGGUCUUCCAGUGCAGGGAGUCUAAGUUGUGUAGGUAAGACUGGAAAGGAUUUGCCUCUAACGCAGGUCCCGGAGGGCCAGAGGAGGCCAGCAGAGAAGACAUCCAGUCUGAGACAGAGUAAGGGAAGUCAGUCAAGAGAAGAGAGCAGAGCUAGUAUCAGUACUAGCUCCAGUCACAACACAAUCACCAGAAGGAAAGAUUCCAGGAGGCAAAGCUCCUCCAAGUCUUCACAGGAUACAGAGACAAAACGGAGCUCCACUACAGGAGUUCACCAGAGCUUCAGUACUCCCAGCCUUCAGGAUGGGACUCUGAGGAGACAAAAGAGGGGCAAGCCUGAUAAGGAUCAUCAGAGUGCACAUGAAGAAAACUCAAAGACCAAUAACGAAGAAGAACCAAAGACUCAUGAUGGUCUCCUUUCUUUUUUCAAAAAUAACUUCCGAAAGAAGGAUAAGGACCUCAGGAAGUCCAAGGAGGGUGAGUCAAAGAAAGGAGGAUAUGAGGAAGGAGGAAGAUCGACCUUAUCAAGUGCAUCAUUGUCUAAUGGAGCAGCAGGUGGCAGAACUGGGGCAGAUGGAGACAAAUCUAAUGGCUCAGGCCAAAAUGUAAAUGAGCUGGCAAACAGGAAGGUGAAACGUGUCAACGCUGACAUCAAACGCUCCCAGAGCUCCUCUAACAUACCCACAAAAGGGGAACAUGUCAUGCGUAGGACAGCAUCCUUACACCACAAUGGGACGUUUACAACACCAGCACCACCAAGGAGCUCAACUGCAGAAAAACAGCACAAUGGCAACCUGCAGAGGACUCGUUAUAGCACAUCCUCACUGGGCCACAAAAGGGCCGUCCCUGAGUCCAGCUUCUGAUUCGGACAUAUCGUACACCGACACAUAAAGCCUUGUGCCUAAUGGAGAGUGAAUUCCAUUCUUUUAGAUCAAAGCAAUAGAGCGUCUGUCAUUUUUAUGGGAACAAAAGGCACAUUUCUGUGAUUUGAGUAUUUUGCACUAUAGAGUUGAAAGAUGGACCACAGGCUCUUUUCAAUUAAUGUAAAUUAAAAUGAUUUAGCCUGUCAUAGAAAAUUAAAAAAAGGACAAAACUACAGAUAGGUAUCCAUCUCAGUUCUGUUACCUAAAUUAAGUGCCUGAGAAACACUAAAUGCAGUGUAGACCAGUGGGUUUUAUCUAUUUGAAUCUGUCUUAUUCAUGUUUGUGAGCGUUGGAGGUUAUUAGUCCUUUUUUAAACUCCAACGGUUGUAUCUUACAUCAAGACACACUGAUUGUGUUCACUUUUAAGAAUGUAUUAUGUCCACUGGAUUGAGUGCUUUGAUAUCAUGUUUGGGGGUUAACUAAAGUGCUGGUUAAUUUUUAAAUUUAGAUGAUUAUUUUUUAUCUAGAUCUAAUUUAUCUUUUUAAGGAGCCGGUUGGUACUAAUUGAGCGCUUUAACUUUCAGGAAUUUUAAAAGUGCAUUUAUCUACUGCGAAGUGUCAUAUCGACACCAUAUUGGUAUUUUUGCCAGUUUUGCACUGCAUAUACUGCAAACUUUUUUAGCAUUUCUUUCUUUCCAUUUUUGCCACUGUCAUCUUAGAUUGAAUAACAGGGUUUUCUGAAUGUAUUGAUUAUCAAUAGAUGCACUGAGUGGUGGGUGAUAUUAAAGUGGAAAACAGUAAUAACAUUUAUAUCCACAUCUAUUCUUUGGAAGGUAUAGCUGACAGAAUUCCUGUUCAACUCAUUUAUCUGAAUGUGCCCGCUGAAACGACUGUUAUGGAAAUGUAUUUUUGACUGUGAAAUUUGCUCACAAAAUGGCAAACAUUGGUGUCUCUUGAAAAGAAAAACAUGUCUUAUUGUUUUAAGAGACUUAUUUAAACAUAAGUUAUAUACUGAGAAAUUAUAGCUGGAUAACAUUCAUUUUCUAUUUUACAAGCUAUAAUCUCCCAUCAGAGGUUAAUACAAAAAGAUGUAAACAAACAAAACUGAAUGUGAAUACAUCAGACAGCAUUGUUACACCUUUGUGAACACUUUCGGCCACUCUUACCCUGAGGAGCAGAUCUGAUCCUAACUUACUUUAAGUUAAAUUUUCCUGUAUUUUAUGGGGAAGUAAACAAUGAUAGAUUACUAAGUUUUAACACAUUUUUAGUUAAUGCAUUUUCCUUCCAUCAACUACACGAAAUGAGUCCAACAGUACGUAUAAGUCUUAAAAUCAUUACUUCUAGUCUGUAAAGUGCAGCUUCAGGAAUGUAAAGUACAACAUAAAUCAUCACCUUUGAGAACACAUACUUUUCUUGCCACAAAAAAGAAGACAGCAUUGUCUUACUUCUUUCUUUUUUCAGUGCUCCAAGGCCACAGUGAACCAUUUCAAUACCACAAACUUGAGUUUUUCCACAAAUGAUUUAAUUUUCAGUUUAAACAUUUAAUGCAUUGUCUGCAUUUAAUUGUUAAAAGAGUAUUGGUUUAAGAGAUUCUAAAAUCCACAUUAUUUUUUCAUUCAUUUUCAGAGCACACAUAUGAUUUGGAAUUCGGGUAAUAUAUUUAAUUUGAAAAUAUAAAUAUUAUUGUUAAAGUCAAGUCACACAAAAGAAGUAUCCUCACUAUGCCCUGCAGUUUUGAGUCUAAAAAAAAACUAUUCCAUAUCGACUUCAAAAAGUAAUAUUUUAUGGAACAAUGUCUCUAAACUGGUGAGAUUUGAUUUCAAUUAUAUAAACAAUGGUCAUGGUUAGUGCAGGUAUACUGUAAGACACAUUUUCAGCACACUAAGUUUUAUGUAAAACCCUCAGUUGCACAUGUAUAUUAUAAUCAGCCUCUUUAAUAACAUAGUAACCAAAUAUUCUGAAGUACUUUAUUUUGAACUAUAUAUUAUUUUGCUAUUAUAUAGAUUUCAGUUUAACUUUUAGCGUGUAUGAACAUAUACUCCCAUAUGCGCAUGAAUAAUGAUCAAACAACACUCUCUAGCACUCACAUGUAAUUUCUUUGGGAAAAGUGCUGCUUUACUUUUUGUACAUGUUGGAAAAGUUGGUACUCUCCUUCAGAAUGCACUAUUUAUGGAUUUAUAUUCCUUGUGUGUCUUCCUAGGGUAAUUCAUACCUCUGAGUAAUCAAAUCUUAUGGAAGACCCACAAGGGAUAUGUCAUUUUCUUGUACAUUUUUAACCUAUAAUAUACUUUUUAGUGAUCCUUAGAUAUUUUAUAUUGAGAAGUGGGAUUGGUUUAUUUGUCAGUGUGAUACACAUUUUUCUGGAAUAUGUGUUAAUCUCUUUAUCCACUAAAUUGCCAAUAUUCCUUCAGCUUUCUAGCCCACCUCCUAAGCUAAUUUAACAAAUUCCCUCAAAAACACUGCUGAACCAGCAACAACUUUUAAAAAAAUGCUUUAUCUAGAGUUCUGCAGUUUUCUUAUUGAAACAUCAAGAGGUAUCAAUGUUGAUAUCUCUAAAGCUGCUAUUAGUCAAUCUUUAAAGAAGUUAUCAAUCUACGAUAUAAAGCAAAAGCACAAAUGUCAAAUGUCCAAAAAAGUCUACCCCCUAGAUCAGGGUGUUUCGCAGUAAUGUUCCAAUCAGAGAACAGGCAACUCUGGCAUUCUAAUUAACAUGAUUCGUGCAGGUAAUGAAUAUAUUUCAGAAUUAUUUACUUGAGCUGUUGAACAUUUAACCAUGUAGCUAGUCUUUAUCAUGUCGGACCACCUGAAAUCCAAGGGGCUUGAUAUUUUGUUUCCUACCAUCUCCUUGUAGGAAACUACCAUACCUCCAUAUCAUUACCACCAUAGAUACUUCCCCUGUUCUAGUGCAUUCAUUGAGAGAUGCCUGAUUACUUCUGAGACAACACUGAUGCAAAUUUUAAAUAGUCAUAAAUUCCUUAUGCCUCUGUAUUUCCACUCUGAAUCAGUCUACGUGGAGAUACUUCUGCACAGUGUCAACUCCGCCAAACUAGGCAUGUGCAUGAACACUUUUUUUAUGGUAUGGAGAUAGUUUUAUAUGCUAUUUUUGUACAAUUUCUAAUGCAAACCUCUGUAUUUACAUGGAAGUACACAAAAAGAACUAUAUGUCUGAGAACGAAUAUUUACAGCUGUUAAAGUGGUAUGGUGAAUUGAAUAGUUACGGUAAUUUCUUAUUGUAUAGUAGUAAACUUUUCAGAUUCAGUCUAAUGUUUUGCAUAAGAAUGUGUUAAGAAUGCUUAUACAGCAUUUUAUAAAAUUAUCUUCUGAACUUGA
Molecule: messenger RNA, 6245 nt
Organism: Menidia menidia (Atlantic silverside)
Lineage: Eukaryota; Metazoa; Chordata; Actinopteri; Atheriniformes; Atherinopsidae
Source: the annotation of a GenBank genome assembly